This is a messenger RNA of Sabethes cyaneus, 1848 nucleotides long. Its product is annotated as ATP-sensitive inward rectifier potassium channel 11-like. The coding region runs from base 1 to 1848 and encodes 615 amino acids. The record is from RefSeq and is a predicted model, not a curated record. The transcript is spliced from 6 exons. Gene Ontology annotation, molecular function: inward rectifier potassium channel activity. NCBI's taxonomy places the organism in Eukaryota, Metazoa, Arthropoda, Insecta, Diptera, Culicidae. Gene Ontology annotation, biological process: potassium ion import across plasma membrane; regulation of monoatomic ion transmembrane transport. Gene Ontology annotation, cellular component: plasma membrane.
AUGAGUAUAGAUACGUUGGAAUCCAGCUCUGCAAGCCCUUAUGCUCAUGGUAAGCAUUGGCGCCGCCGUCGGGAUAUUCCUGCCACGGGAACCGUUAACGUGAAUCGUUUCUCUCAUCCGAUGUCAAUCGUCAACUACAAUCGGCAGGAAUCGUUGGAACUGUUUGUUUCACCCGGAAGCCCUUAUCACAUUCGAAAACCACUUGCAAUCGAUCGAAAUGAGCGCAGUCGCAUAUGGGUGGAGCAACAUCAGCAGCAGCAGCACAGACAUCGUCGUGACGAAGAAUGGAAGAGCAGCCAAGAAUCCGAUCUCGAUCUGGACCAGAACCACAUAGCGAAUCAGCAUUCUAAUGAUGCACAACGACAUCAUCAGCAACAGCAUCGUCAUCACCAGCCUCAACAUCAUAGGCAUCAUCACAUUCAGCAUCUUGGCAAUCAGAAGCUCCCUGGAGAAGCAGACGAACCCAUCCCAUUCAACCCAGCCGAGGAAGAGCCGCUUCAGUUUCCCAUUAUACUGCAAAGUGCUCGAAAUAUGCAACACAUACGGCAGCGAUUAAGACGAGAUCCUGAGCAUCAGGGAACACGCGCCAUUCGGUCGUCGCGAGUCAUUAAUAAGGCCGGCGAGCGAAACAUAUUGUUCCUGCAUCUACCACAGAAAUCGGUUCGAUUUGUAAAGGAUCUGGUUACAACAUUGGUGGAGGAGCAAUGGCGCUACACGUUGACCGUCUUUGCGUUAAGCUUCUUCUGCAGUUGGAUGCUUUUCGCCAUCCUGUGGUAUCUGAUCGCUUACGCGCAUGGCGAUUUAGAUUUUGACCCUGAAACGGGUGAACGGCUGGGAGAUGGAGCUCUUCCGUGCGUCGAGGGUGCAACUUCCUUUGCUGCAUUUCUUCUCUUCAGCAUAGAGACACAGGUUUCCACCGGUUAUGGGGCCAAAACGCCAACUGAAGAAUGUCCGGAAGCAUUAUUCCUUCUAAUUGUGCAAAUUAUAGUUGGAUUAGUCAUUGAUGCUUCGAUGGUGGGUAUAGUCUAUGCGAAGAUGGUUCGACCACCGAAAAAGAUAUCGGACAUGAAGUUUAGCAAAAAGGCUGUCAUUUGCCAAAGAGACGGAAAGCUAUGCUUUAUCUUUCGAUUGUGUGAUUUGAAGCAGCAACAUGCGAUUGAAACUAAAAUCUCCGCCGUUAUGCUAGAACAGCGCCGUUCGCUGGAAGGUGAGCUAAUCGAGAAACACGAAUCGUACAUGAAACUGGAGAAUGGAGGCCGAAUACUGCUGAUGUGGCCAAUAACAGUUUGUCAUGUUAUCGAUAAAUCGAGCCCGAUGUUCGAUAUAUCCGCCAAGGAUCUACUGCAAAAAAGGUUUGAAAUUGUGAUAACGUUGAGCGGAGGAACAAUGACCACCGGCCAAGUAAACGAGGCCAGGACGUCCUACCUGCCGAACGAAAUUCACUGGGGCCAUCGUUUUCCAAACAUCAUUCAUUAUGACAGAGCGCACGAGCAUUACGUUGCCGCCAAUGAGCUAAUGGACGUUAUAGAGCCAAUAGAUACACCAUUGUGCAGUGCAAGAAGGCUGGAGGAAGUGCUGGGUGAAGUACAACAAUUUUUGGAACACGAUCGACAACGGGAGUUUGAUGGCCUGGAGUGCCGAUCAAUCAACGAAGAAAAUGUCGAUGAGGAUAGUGAUUCCCAUGGAGGACUGCAAAUGGAGGAACUCAAAUUGACUUCAAGUAUUGUGAAGACAAACGAAGAUAUCUCGAAUCAAACUAAUGCCAGCGUGACUUUAGAAAGCGCUUCCGAAAACCGUGAUAUAGGAGCGUUUCAUUCGAAUGAGCUCCAAAAAACAAGUGAAUGCUGA